CCAGCCAGUCAGUCAGUCCGGGACAGUCAUUCGUGAUUCUGUGUCCACACGAGACGCACGCGUGUCCCACAGACCUCUACGUUGUUCGGAUUCUCUCGCUCUCGCUCGGUGUCGUCGCACUGUCCUGCUCUCACCGUGUUGUAGGUUUCGCGACAGACCCUUUAGUGUAUAGUUCCGGAACGCGUGGUCGAAACAGUCGAUUGACUGCCAACGCUUGCUAACCGAUACGGCAGGUUCAGAGAACCCCGAAAAUCCAGCCAGACACACGGAUUACUCAUCAAGGCGGUUGUACUGCACAGGUACACCACGCGAAGCAAAGAAGCAAGGGAGAUACCGAAAUUGUAACAAAACAUAAACGAGUGAUAUAAAGUGAAAUCAAGUGCUUUCAGACGACCAAUACUUUUACCAAACACAACCAACACGCCUAUAUAUAGUAUACAAACGGGGUAGAGGCGAGUUUAUUCGAGUACAGAAGGUUGUAAAGAUAGGAGCAGAAUAAUAAAUAACACAUAUAGUGUAACAAGUGCGAAUAAAUUGGGCCUCGGCAUUGAUAAAGUGAAGAGGAAACUUGAAGAAAAGAAGCAAACAGCAAGGAGUCAAUUGCGCUCAAUCGCUCUCGACAACAGUUGCAUAAUGUUAAGUGAAUAAUAGUGAUUCAUAUUGCCUAGUUCUGAGUGCUUUACAAUAUUCUCGCAAAGAGAAGGGCCCGCGCUCGGUACACGAAGAUCCCGAUCAAGUGAGAUCAUUUCUAAAUAGAAGGUGCCGUUGCACAAACAAACAGUGAUCGUACGGAGAUUGUUCCCGGUUAAAUUAAAAAUCCCAACCGCUUGGAGCUUGGAGUACCCAAAACCAACCUGUCAAAAUUCACACCAAUUCCGCGCGAUCCUCGAGUCCACCGUCGCCGUCGUCGUCAUCACCCGGCACAACGGUGGUGACAACCAGCGCCACAACGUCCACCAAGAUGAGGAUAAAGCGCGAAUCGACCUGCCUCGGACUACGGCUCAUGCCGGCCACCAAGCUCGCGAUCCACAACCCGCACAAACGGCACAAAGAUACCUGCGAUGACUCAUCGAUCACGCCCGGAACCCGGAUACCGCUGGCCCGUAGCUGUUCCAGUCCGGCCGUGUCCUACGACAUUGAAUCGCAUCCCGCAUCGCCAGUGUUUCCCUUCCUGCUGCUCGGGAACGGCCGGGACGCGAUCGACCCGACCACCGUGGGAGCCAACUGUGUCCUGAACGUUACCUGCCAACAACCGGCCGACUGCCUGCUGCAGCCAGGCUUCGGCUACAAACAGAUCCCGGCCAGCGAUACGCCGCACCAGAACAUCAAGCAGUACUUCCAGGAGGCUUUUGACUUUAUUGAGGAUGCCCGGAAGCGUGGUUCCACCGUGCUGUUGCACUGUCAGGCCGGAAUCAGUCGCAGCGCCACGAUUGCGAUAGCCUACGUCAUGCGGUACAAGGCCGUCUCGCUGCUGGAAGCAUACCAGAUGGUGAAGCUGGCCCGGCCCAUCAUCUCGCCCAACCUGAACUUUAUGGGCCAGCUGCUGGAGUUGGAGCAGGCGCUGAUUGCGGACGGCAAGCUGGAACCGCCGCCGCCGUCCCCGAUCGUGCCCCCUAGUCAGCCUCCGUUCUUCCUGAUCAACAACGGGAGCAAGUUUAACCCGCACGACGAAGAAAUGGACGACGACGAUGAGGACGACAAUAAGAACAAUAACAACAACAACCGGGACAGUGGGUGCAGCACGGCCAGCAGCAGUAGUACCAGCUCUAGCCGUAGCAGCACUGGUCGUUGCCCACCCAGGUUGACGUUAAGACUCCCAACGUCCCCCUCGUCGCCCUCGUCCCUUCCUUCCUCGCUGUCAUCCUCGUCAUCGACGCCAUCCCCCACCCAAUCGCUGGCACCGGUUCCGGCGACACCCAUCGGCACCGUCGCGCCACGACCCUUCCCCGCCCGCAGCAGCAGCAGUUCCAACGUGCGGCCAGCAUCCUCCAGUUCCAGCUCAUGAUCAGAUUUAAGCUAGUUAGACCUAAUCUUUUCGUCCCUUUUAUGCUAUAAUCUUAAAUUUGUGUGAUAAAAACUAUUUUUAAUGAAGCUAAUUUAUAAACUUUAUCUCCAAAAAUGUAAAUAGUAGCUCUUAAGCCAUUUUCGGUAAGAUGAAAAAGCGUGUACCAACAUAUUCGAAUCCAUGUUCAAAAUCGUAAACUGGCAACCCUGGUGAACUGUCAUACUGCACUCUCGUUCAAAGUAAAUCAGAUUUUGAACAAACCAAUCUUACUCUAAAGUGAGCAGGGUGACAAAUGUCCAAUUUGGCUUCAAUUCAAUCGGAAUUCGCAAAAUUAUUUUGCCACACUCGCCACACUUGCUCAUAGCUGAGUACGGCUUUGCUAGAAUGAGUUUUAAGGCAAAAUUGAGUGAAACACGGACAUCUACAAGUCUGGAGUUUUUUUUAAAGGUCCAAUGAACCAAAUUUCCAGUUUUUUACUUUUUGGGUGUUUUUGGAACCGCCUUGAGUCAGGGGUACUAGAAAACACGCAAAAAGCAAAAACUGAAAAUUUUGUUUAAUGGACCUUUUCAAAAAAAAAACUCAAGAAGUGUCAACAAGCCAGCGUGUGCUGAGUUUUUCAUCAAAAACCCUCAUCAAAAAAAAGCGAAUCGCCCCAUAUCAUCAUUGUUUGCAAAACUUACCUGCGAGCAAUCAAAACAACAAGAAGAAGAGAGCAUUUAGCGCCAUACACUUGCAACAUUUUGCGCGUUCAAAACUCACCACCGCCGCCAUGUUUCUUUUCGUUAAAAAGUCGCUUACAACAAAAACAGCGAAAACAAAGCUAAAUAUUACAUAAAAAACACACCCACACUGAAAGCAAAUUCUAGUCUCAUUUAAUGUUUAAGUUAACUUCUGUACGCCAACAAGAUUAGUGCUAAGAGACUGUAGAUUUACGGAAAAGCGAACUAUCUAUAUUUUUAAGGAAACUGUGAAUAAAUGAUUGUCUAUCGUGGUAAAUUCUAAACGAGAGAAAACUUAUUUAAAUGUUUGUUUUGUAAAGUUGUGCACACCUCCUCUGAAUCCCUACCCCACAAAAUCACUUUCUUAACUACUAAAACAACACUUUUGAAAAGGCUGUGUUAAGGUUUAAACAACUCUUACGAAAUCAACCAGACAAACUACAACAAGCUGUAACGAGAACAAUAAAUUGCCUGAAAUUUGCAGAGAGACAAAAAAAAAGUAAAUUUUCAUAAGAAGUAGACAUAUCUUUUGAAAUCUGCAGAAUUCUGCGCUUUUGUGUGUUUUUAAGCGAAAGAGUGUACAAAAUCGAAUCGUUUUUGUUGAUUUCCCCUAAUGAUUCGCUACUUGUUUUCGUUUUGAUAAUUUUCUUGCAAAGCCAGAUGAAGGAGGUUACAAAUUUACAAUAACGCAGCACAAGUUACACAUUGCACCCGAGCGCCGGCAAAACAAAAAGUUUAAAAUUUUACGUAAAUGUAACGAUAAUGGCAACGUGUAAAAAAUGGAAAAAAUAAUCCUGAUUCAUAACAUAAAACAACAAUAUUUAUUCUGCAGAAACAUUUUCGUUUCACUAGUUAAAGUUUAAAUUAUUCAAACAAAAAAACUGCUAGGAUAGUCUUGUAUAACGCUAACGAGGUGAGUCGACACUCAGAAUUAUAACACAAAUUAGUAUGAAAA
Molecule: messenger RNA, 3679 nt
Organism: Culex quinquefasciatus (southern house mosquito)
Lineage: Eukaryota; Metazoa; Arthropoda; Insecta; Diptera; Culicidae
Gene: puc
Product: dual specificity protein phosphatase 10
Biological process (GO): protein dephosphorylation; negative regulation of MAPK cascade
Cellular component (GO): cytosol; cytoplasm
Molecular function (GO): protein tyrosine/threonine phosphatase activity; MAP kinase tyrosine/serine/threonine phosphatase activity
Source: RefSeq, a predicted model, not a curated record